Balearica regulorum gibbericeps (East African grey crowned-crane) is the source of this 2583-nucleotide messenger RNA. The record is from RefSeq and is a predicted model, not a curated record. NCBI's taxonomy places the organism in Eukaryota, Metazoa, Chordata, Aves, Gruiformes, Gruidae.
GAUAGUACUGGAAUGAAGUUGUGGAAGAAACGGUGGUUUGUGCUCUCAGAUCUGUGUCUCUUCUAUUACAGAGAUGAGAAAGAAGAAGGAAUACUAGGUAGCAUACUUCUACCUAGUUUUCAGAUAUCUGUGCUUUCUCCUGAGGACCAUAUUAACCGCAAAUAUGCCUUUAAGGCAGCUCAUCCAAACAUGAGGACCUAUUAUUUCUGCACAGAUACAGGGAAGGAAAUGGAGUUGUGGAUGAAAGCCAUGACAGAUGCAGCACUUGUGCAGACAGAGCCUGUAAAAAGAGUAGAGAAGUUAACCACUGAAAAUACAUCACCUCGAGAGGCAAAUAAUAUUUCAAACCAUCGGGUGCUAAUUAAGCCAGAGGCACAAAAUAACCAGAGAAAUAAAGAAGUGAACAAAAAUGAAGAGAAGAAAGCUUUGGAAGCCGAAAAAUAUGGAUUCCAGAAAGUUGGGCAAGAUAAACCAUUAACGAAAAUUAACAGUGUAAAGUUAAAUCCUUUGGGGUCUGAAUACAGGACUUUACCCAUAACCACAAUUCAGGCUGGACACUUCAGACCAGUUCAUUUAAAUGGGUCAGAGAAUAAAGCUGUUGGUGUUGUCCUGGCAGACGCUGGAGAUGGAGGUCAGCACAAUGCGGUGCAGUCACAUAUGGAGUCUGAACGAGUUAUGCAGAGAACUAAUUCAAUGCUGCAGUUGGAACAAUGGAUUAAAAUACAAAGAGGAAAAGGACAAGAAGAGGAAACAAGAGGCAUAAUCUCCUAUCAGACAUUACCAAGAAACAUGCCAAGCCAUCGACCUCAAGGUCUACCUCGGUACCCGGAAGGCUACAGAACACUGCCAAGAAACAGCAAAGCACGGCCAGAGAGCCUCUGCAGCGUAACGCCAUCAGCUUACGAUAGAGCCAUAGGACCAGUAACAGCCGAAGAAAAACGGAGGUCGAUGCGGGAUGACACAAUGUGGCAGCUCUAUGAAUGGCAGCAACGUCAGUUUUACAAUAAGCAAACGACUCUUACUAGACACAGUACUUUAAGUAGCCCGAAAACUAUGAUUAACAUUUCUGAUCAGACGAUGCAUUCAAUUCCCACCUCACCUUCUCAUGGUUCAAUUGCUGGUUUCCAAGGAUAUUCCCCACAGCGGACUUACAGAUCGGAAGUGUCUUCACCAGUGCAAAGGGGAGAUGUAACUAUUGAUCGCAGACACAGGACACAUCAUACCAAGCAUGUCUUUGUGCCCGACAGAAGGUCAAUGCCAGCAGGUCUGAGUUUACAGCCUGUUACUCCUCAGAGCCUCCAAGGCAAAACACCAGAGGAGCUCACGCUGCUGCUAAUAAAGCUGAGACGGCAGCAAGCUGAACUGAGUAGUAUCCGGGAACACACACUAGCACAGCUCAUGCAACUAAAACUUGAGGCCAGCAGCCCAAAGAAUGAGAUUCUUUCACAUCAUCUUCAAAGGAAUGCCAUAUAUUUGGAUCAUCAGAUGAAAGAGAAUGAACCUUUAAUCACCAUGGUUCACACUAUGAUUGAGAACUCGGCGCUAAGACCACAACUGUACCAGCAAAAUGCACGUAAGAAAAUGCGCAUAGUGAUGCAUAACUGUUUAACACAAGAAGAAUGUAGGGGUACACUAUACAAAUAUAGAACUGAAGAGCUGGAUAUUGAUGCUAAGCUUAGCCGUUUAUGUGAACAAGAUAAAGUUGUACAAGCACUGGAAGAGAAGCUUCAACAGCUACACAAGGAGAAAUACACGCUUGAGCAAGCUUUGCUCUCAGCAAGUCAGGAGAUAGAAAUGAAUGCAGAUAAUCCCGCAGCCAUACAAAAUGUAGUCUUACAGAGAGACGACUUGCAGAACGGACUACUUAGCACUUGUCGAGAAGUAUCGCGAGCUACUGCAGAAUUGGAAAGAUCUUGGAGAGAAUAUGAUAAAUUGGAGUAUGACGUAACUGUAACAAGGAACCAUAUGCAGGAGCAACUCGAUCGGCUUGGAGAAAUUCAGACUGAGUCAGCAGGGAUACAGCGUGCUCAGAUUCAGAAGGAACUGUGGAGAAUUCAAGAUGUCAUGGAGGGUUUAAGUAAACAUAAACAGCAAAGAAGUUCUUCAGAGGCAGGCCUCAUGGGAUCAAGGACAUUUUCAGCUAUUAAAUAUAAAAAUGAGGAAGAGGAAGUAGUCCCACCUCGUCCUCCACUCCCUCGGUCCUAUGACUUUACAGAGCAUCCUCCCAUAAUCCCCCCUCUGCCCAGUGAUAGCAGCUCCUUGCUCUGUUAUAGCAGGGGCCCAGUACAUCUGCCAGAAGAAAAGAAGAUUCACCAAGUUCAAGGAUAUCAGAGAAAUGGAUCUUACUGUGGUCCUGAUUAUAGGCUUUAUAAGAGUGAACCCGAGUUAACUACAGUAGCAGAAGUGGAUGAGUCUAAUGGCGAGGAAAAAACAGAACAAAUUUCAGAAUCAGAAUCUACAACUAAAGGCUCACAUUUUCCUGUGGGAGUUGUACCACCCAGAACCAAAUCACCAACACCAGAGUCUUCAACAAUAGCAUCCUAUGUCACUUUGAGGAAGAAUAAGAAGAUAGAUCUAAGAACG